Molecule: messenger RNA, 2865 nt
Organism: Microplitis demolitor
Lineage: Eukaryota; Metazoa; Arthropoda; Insecta; Hymenoptera; Braconidae
Product: protein KRI1 homolog
Exons: 3
Coding region: 176-2698 (840 amino acids)
Biological process (GO): endonucleolytic cleavage in ITS1 to separate SSU-rRNA from 5.8S rRNA and LSU-rRNA from tricistronic rRNA transcript (SSU-rRNA, 5.8S rRNA, LSU-rRNA)
Cellular component (GO): nucleolus; 90S preribosome
Source: RefSeq, a predicted model, not a curated record
GGUAAGACCGACAGCGCACGUGCCAAGUGUCCAACUCCAGAAUCAGAGUUCCGAGCUAUUGAUCAACCAUCAGUCCUAACCUGUGUCAUUAUUAUUGUCCACCCAUGUGGUUUUCAAAAAGUAAACACGUUUUUAUUUUCUCGAGCAUAUAAAUAAAAUUGUAUUUAAAUUUAAUAUGCCGAAGCUAUUCGACGAAGAUGAUGAUGCUGACGAUGAACCGGAGAUUAAAAUAAAUGAAAAGUAUGCGGCAAAUUACGACAAAUGGCGAUUGAAAGAAGAAGUAAAUAGACUUAAAACUAAACAUGGAGAUCACCUGAAGUAUGCUGGUGACUCUGAGGAGUCCUCUAGUUCAUCAGAUGAUGAGGAUGCUAAUUUGCUGACUGAAGAGAUGGACAAAAAUUUCUACAAGACUCUUGCGUACUUGAAGAAAAAAGACCCCAAGAUUUAUGAUGAUAAGGUUGUAUUUUUUCCACCUGAGAAUAAUGAUGCUGGUGAAGGUUCAGGGCAAGUGGAGAAGAAGAAAAAGAAGAAGGAGAAGCCGUUGUCUCUCCGUGACUACGAGCGUAAAAUACUGAUAGAGAAGGGCGGGAAGCUGAGUGAUGACAGCGAUGAAGAUCAUCAGGAGCCAGUUGCCAGUAGACUGACUUAUGUUGAAGAGCAGCGGCUUCUGAAAGAAAGUAUCAAGAAAGCGGCUGAUAUUGAUGAUGAUGAUGGUGAUGAUGAUUUGCUGAAAGAAAAAACUAAAGCUUCAGAAGAAAAGGAAAAGGAAGAAGAGGCUUACAGACUCUGGUUGCUGGGACAGCCAGCGGAAGUUGAUGAUAAGGAUGAGGAAGAAUUGAAACCUCUGCGUGAUUUUUGGACGGACCCGAAUCUUGACGCGAAUGAAAAAUUCCUGCGUGACUUUGUUAUGCGGAGGAAGUUUUCUGAUGAAGACAAUCAAGUUGAUGAUAGUGAUGGCGAAAAUAAUAAUGAUUACGCCAAUCGUUUGCAUGACAGCGACAAGGAUUUGUCGGAAGACGAGAAACAGAUUGAGACUCAAGAGGAGUUCGAGCAUAAAUACAAUUUCAGGUUUGAAGAGCCUGAUCCUGAAUUUAUCAAACGGUACCCAAGAACGAUAGAGGAUUCUAUGAGGAAAAAGGACACCAGGAGAGCUGAGAAGCGGGCAGAGGUGAAGAAACGCAAGGAGCAAGAAAAGCUGCGGCAGAAGGAAGAGUUGAAGAGGUACAAAAUGCUCAAGCGCAAGGAAAUAAUGGACAAGAUCGCCCAGCUGAAGGAAAUAACUGGCAAUGAUGAUCUCAAAGUUGACAUCCUUGACUUUGAAGGUGAUUUUGAUCCUAGUGAGCAUGACAGAAAGAUGCAGGAGCUGUUCAAUGAUGAGUAUUACCAAGAUGUUGAUGAAAAUGCUAAGCCCGAGUUCCCGGAGCUUGACGAAGAGUUGGAGAUUGAGAAGACUUGGGACGAUUAUGACCCUACUGCUGAUAAAGCUGAUUUGAGUCAAAGCUACAGUGAACCUCACUGCGAAGAUUCGAAUUUUGUGAUGGACGCUGACUAUGAAGUCAACAAGAAAGCCAAGGAAGCGGAAGAAAGUUCUUCUAAGAGGAAGCGUAGGAAACGUUCUAAGUUUGCUGAGCUUAUUGCUAAAGAAAAACCUAAAUUUGAUCCCAUUUUGCACUCGUCUUUUAAAGAUUACAUUGACCAGUACUAUGCUCUUGAUUAUGAAGACAUGAUUGGUGACCAGCCGUGCAGGUUCAAGUAUAGGAAAGUCGUUCCCAAUGACUACGGACUCACUGUUGAAGAGAUUCUGUUGGCGGAUGACAAAGAGUUGAACAAAUGGUGCUCGUUGAAGAAAGCACUUGAGCACAAGUCUGAAGACGCUGAGUACAGAGAAGUUCAGACUUAUAAACAGAAGAGUAAAGAUGAAAGGUUCAAGAGGAAAAUUCUCUCUAGUUUGUAUAAACCUAUUGAGGAAGAAGUCGAUGAUGAAGUGAAAAAAGCAUCUGCGGAGUUGAAUGGCGACGCAAAUGCUGGUCUUGGUGCUGAGAAGAAGAAAAAGAGGAGGAAGAAAAAAUCUGGAUCGGCUGGAAAUCAAAUUGGUGAGAGAGAAAGUAAAGUUUCAGAGGAUCAAGGAGCUGAAGAUGAGAAAGGAGUUGAGAAGAAAAAGAAGAAGAAGAGUGAAGUUGAUGGAAAUGUUGGGGGUGAGGAAGUUGAAGCAGCUGAUAAACAAACGGUGGCAGUGACGAAUGGGAAGAAAAAGAAGAAGAGUAAAGUAGAAGGAAAUGUUGAGGGUGAGGAAGUUGAAGCAGCUGAUAAACAAAUGGCGGCAGUGACGAAUGAGAAGAAAAAGAAGAAGAAAAAAGAAGUGGACACUGAUGACGCUGCUGAGACGAAUGAGACAAAGGUGUCUGAAGAAAUAAAACAAGUGGGUAAGAAUAAAAGAAAAGGGGAAAGUUUGAUCAAUGGUGAGUCUGAAGUAAAAGCUCCGCAUGCUAAGAAAUUUAAAUUCGAUAAAAGUAAUAAAGAUCUGGUGAAUAAAAGUACAAAUAAAGUGCAGAAGAUGAAAAAUAAAAAUAAACAACCGUCUCAGCCUCACAAUCCUAUCGCUUCGUUGAGCAACGAGCGACUCAAGGCCUACGGUUUGAACCCACGUAAAUUUAGAAAUAAGUUGAAAUUCGGCAAACAGAAUAAUGAAAAAAAUUGAAUUGUUAAAUAAUAAAAAAUAAAAUAAAUAAAUUGUAGUCGAUAAUUUUGAACAAUUGAAUCCUAAAGUAGAUGUAUAAAUAGAUAUAUAUUAAGGAUUUUUUAUAGGGGAAUAAUAAAAUGAUAAAUGACGUUUGCGGAUUAAGUAGUAAGAAUGAAUAUACUCUU